Molecule: messenger RNA, 1689 nt
Organism: Trypanosoma conorhini
Lineage: Eukaryota; Euglenozoa; Kinetoplastea; Trypanosomatida; Trypanosomatidae
Product: putative GPI inositol deacylase precursor
Exons: 1
Coding region: 1-1689 (562 amino acids)
Biological process (GO): lipopolysaccharide catabolic process; negative regulation of inflammatory response
Molecular function (GO): calcium ion binding; acyloxyacyl hydrolase activity
Source: RefSeq, a predicted model, not a curated record
AUGCGGUCCCGCUUACGGCGCUGCGUGGUUUUGGCGGCUACGCUCCUCCUUUUGCUUUCGGCUUUGCUUGGGGAGGCGCGGAUUAUUGUGGGCGAUGGCUCAAAUGCUUCGACGACGGAGGAGGGUGGGGCGAAAACGAAGUGGGGCUGUGUUGUGUGCACCUUCGUUGCUGGGCUGGUGUCACAGCUCAAGCAGUUGCAUGGAGUUUCUGCGGGGGAGGCGCUCAAAAUGUUUUGUGGUUUUUUUUCUCUUGGGGAGGCCAUUUUGUGUCGGCUCGCCAGUCUUAUCCUGUUUCACGGCGCCUUGCCUCUCAUCGAUGCUAACAAGACCGCUGACGUGGUGUGCCAGGCCUUGGCGUAUUGCGCGGACGCGAGGUGCCAUCUUUUUCCCCCCGGCCACGACACGGCGUCGGUGAGCGCCUUGCGGCGAAGGUACCGCCUCGAGCAUGUCACGCCAGUACGUGUGUGUGCCGUCUUCCCGGAGGUGUGUCCGGUGAAGAGUGACCUGCGCCCCGCACACGACGCCGACGGGGAUCUCUUCUCCACUCAGCGCGCCAAACGCGGGGGCGAUUGGCGGGGCCGCGACUGCGAUGACAAGGACCCCGCGGUGUACCCCGGCCGCAACACCCUGGACGCUGUCAGGGACGAGAACUGCAAUGGUGUUUUUGGAGUGGACGGCGCCACAGGAAAAACGUACGAGGAAUUGUGGUGCCGCAACUCCUCGCCAAUGGGCGUGAUUGCGCUGGGGGACAGCGUCACGGCGCACUUUGGUAUCCCAAGCGGUUUUGUGACGAUCCAGGAACUAUCGCGUGCCGCCUUGGCGAAUAUUACCCGCGUCAUCGAUAAUGAGUUCGAUUGGCCGAUGCUUUCGGCCAUCACUGGUUUUGCCCCUGCGUCGGAUUACAAACCGAAUCGCGAGGGUCCCAUGAGGUCCGUGUACAGCGAGUUGGUGAAAAGAAAUAAAUGUAACCAUCGAGACUACCAGAAUCUCGGCGUGAACGGUGCCUCAACCGCACGGCUCAUUGAAAUGAUGGAUUUUGUCGCGCGAAACCGAACUAAUUCUGUCAAGCCGGUGUUUGUGUUUUUCUCGAUGAUUGGGAAUGACGUGUGCGAUCGUCCUCCCGGCGCCACCACGCCCGCAGCGUAUUACGCGCACCUAACCACUGCCCUGGAAAAGGCUGAGGCUCUACUGCCAGCUGGAAGUCAUGUUUUGAUAUCUCCUGUCGCGGAUGGACGUGUUUUGUACGACGAAAUGCACAAUCGCACACAUCCAAUAGGGAGCCUUCAUCAGGAUGUAACGUACGCCAAUUUUUAUGAUUUCUUGAAUUGCGUUGAAGUUUCCCCUUGUUGGGGUUGGCUUAAUACCAACGAAACAGUCCGUAAUGCCACCUGGAAGGCGGCUCAGUUGCUGAACGCGCAAAUACCUCGCAUUCUAAACGAAUCCGCGGCAAAAUUCAAAAACAUCCAGGUUCAUGCUUUUGAUGAUGUUAUUGCGGGUACGCUUCGUGCGUUUAACGGGCCCCGCUGGAAACUCAUUGAGCCCGUUGAUGGUUUUCAUCCCUCGCAACUCGGUAGUGCGCUUUUGGGUGAAUACUUGUUCAAUAAAACUGUCGACCUGGGCAUUGUGCCGCCAGUUAACCCAUUUAACAACGAUAUCAGCGAACGUUUUGGUGAUCAAGGGGGCUAUUGA